Messenger RNA from Diospyros lotus (date-plum), 2340 nucleotides. Its product is annotated as polyadenylate-binding protein 7-like. The transcript is spliced from 10 exons. The coding region runs from base 189 to 2078 and encodes 629 amino acids. Gene Ontology annotation, molecular function: mRNA binding. Lineage: Eukaryota; Viridiplantae; Streptophyta; Magnoliopsida; Ericales; Ebenaceae. Gene Ontology annotation, cellular component: cytosol. The record is from RefSeq and is a predicted model, not a curated record.
UCUAAAAUUUAUCUGUGUAUUUACUACCAGAAUCAACACCAAAACGAAACGCCACUUACCCACUUCGCUUCUCUGAUUUCUCUCUGUCUCUCUCUUCUCUCUGAGAGUUUGAGAUUUUCCGUUUUUUUUUUUUUUUUGUGUAAGGCGGUGCAGGGUUGCGGUGGUGGUGGUGCCGUGGUGGUGGCGCAAUGGCGGCUCCUUCGGCGCUCCCGGGGGCGUCGGCGUCGCUGUACGUCGGCGACCUCCGUCAUGAUGUCACGGACGGACAGCUCUUCAACCACUUCUCGGAGUUCAAGAGCCUCACCUCCGUCCGCGUCUGCCGUGACUUGGCCUCCGGCCGCUCCCUCUGUUACGGUUACGUCAACUUCAUCUCUCCUCACGACGCUGUUCGUGCUAUUGAGGUGAAGAAUCACACCAUGUUGAAUGGGAAAGCGAUAAGGGUCACGUGGUCUCAUCGUGAUCCUGGUGCAAGGAAAAGUGGAAUUGGGAAUGUAUUUGUCAAGAACUUGAGUGACUCAAUUAAUAAUGCAAAACUUCAAGAGAUGUUUCAAAAAUUUGGGAAUAUAUUGUCUUGCAAAGUUGUCGUGUCUGAUGAUGGGAGGAGCAAAGGAUACGGUUUCGUCCAGUUUGAAUCUGAGGAGUCUGCAAAUGCUGCUAUUGACAAGCUUAAUGGAUUCCAUAUUGGAGGCAAGCAAAUGUAUGUCAACAAGUUUGUAAGAAGGAGUGAUCGGAUUUUACCUGAUGCUAAAUAUACUAAUCUGUACAUAAAGAAUUUGGAUACAAAUGUCACAGAAGACUUUCUUAAGAAGAAGUUCUCUGAGUUUGGGAAAAUUCUUAGCUUAGUUAUCUCAAAGGAUGACCAUGGGGAGUCCAAAGGUUUUGGAUUUGUGAACUUCGAUAACCCAGAUGAUGCCAGGAGGGCAAUGGAAGCUAUGAAUGGAUUGCAACUUGGAUCAAAGAUUCUGUAUGUGGCUCGAGCACAGAAGAGGGCAGAACGCGAGCAGAUUCUGCGCAAUCAAUUUGAGGAGAAACGCAAGGAGAAAAUCAUGAAAUACCAGGAUUCAAAUGUUUAUGUCAAGAAUGUUGAUGAUGGUGUCACUGAUGAUGAGCUGCGAGGACACUUUGCCCAGUGUGGCACGAUCAUCUCUGCAAAAUUAAUGCGAGAUGAAAAAGGAAUUAGUAAAGGAUUUGGGUUUGUGUGCUUCUCUAAGCCUGAAGAGGCCAAUAAAGCUGUUGCUACUCUUCAUGGAUUCAUGUUCCAUGGAAAGCCACUAUAUGUGGCUAUAGCUCAAAGAAAAGAGGAGAGGCUAGCCCAAUUACAGAUUCAGUAUGCUCAGCAUAUGGCAGGACUAAUGGGAUCUUCAACUGUUAUUCCUGGGUUAUAUCCUUCUCUUUACUAUACAGCUCCUCCUGGUGUUGUUGCGCAAGUACCUCCACAAUUGGGGUUGAUAUAUCAUCCUGUGCCAGGAUGGAGAGCUAAUGGCUUUGGAUCUUCAAUUGGACCAGUUUUUCAUCCAUCACGACGUCCAAUGAUUUCUAAUACUCCAAGGCAACAGAGACAAAACAGAGGAAGAAUGAAUGGUCAACGAACGCAGGGUGGUGGUCGUUUUUAUUAUGUUUCUCAUGUGCAACAGUCCUCAGAGUCGGUGAAUACAUCAAAUGAUUCAAGCAAUCAACAGACUGGGAUGGCUAGGUAUGUGUCAAAUGGACUUGCACGGGAGAUGACUAAAGGAUCUGAAGUCUCAUCUGUUGUUCCCAUUUCUGGUGGAGCUGGGUAUGAGGGCUCAGAGAUGUUGAGCAGCAGACUUGCUGCAGCUCCCCCUGAGCACCAAAAGCAGAUUCUUGGAGAGUGGCUUUACCCUCUAAUGGAGAAAUACAAGCCUGAUCUUGCUGCAAAGGUAACAGGGAUGCUUUUGGAGAUGGACAACUCAGAACUGCUUCUCUUAUUGGAGUCGCCAGACUUGCUGGCUGCCAAGGUAGAAGAGGCCGUGCAGGCACUGAAUCUCUCGAGGACAACGGUAUCCGGCCAAGACUCGCUUCAGCCUAGUUACCUCUCUGCUGAAGUUGCAGUUAGCUGAAAGCAUAAUUGCUGUUGCCUGAGUUUUUGGACAAUUAAGUUCAGUAGUUACCUACCGUCAGUGGACCACAUGCAUACAUAUAUCCUUUUAGUCUUAUUUCGCAGCAUAAAAUGCUACUAUAUAUUUGAACAUUAGUUAUUUCUCUGCCAAGGGAUUGGACUGGACUUGAUAGCUCGUCUGAUAUCUGGUAAUGGCAGUGUUGGUUGUAGUUCUUAAAAAUUAGUGUCCAAUUGAUUGAUUCUCUCCAUCAGCUGGUUUUGGG